AUGGCUAUCAAGUGGAGUCUAUUCAAUUUUUCGGGAGAUCAUCUCUAUCGAGACAGUCUUUUUGGAUUUUCGUCUUUUGCUAGACAUCGAGCUUUCGAUUUUUUCUUCUACGGGAGUUUAUGCUAUUAUGCUUCUACGACGGCUUUUACAUGCAUCUACAAAGGCAAACGACGACAAACAUAUCGCAGUCUAUGUAAGGAACAGCCCCAAUAUUGA
Molecule: messenger RNA, 216 nt
Organism: Cylicocyclus nassatus
Lineage: Eukaryota; Metazoa; Nematoda; Chromadorea; Rhabditida; Strongylidae
Source: the annotation of a GenBank genome assembly